Molecule: messenger RNA, 1818 nt
Organism: Sitophilus oryzae (rice weevil)
Lineage: Eukaryota; Metazoa; Arthropoda; Insecta; Coleoptera; Curculionidae
Product: zinc finger BED domain-containing protein 1-like
Exons: 1
Coding region: 1-1818 (605 amino acids)
Molecular function (GO): protein dimerization activity
Source: RefSeq, a predicted model, not a curated record
AUGCAGCAUUUGAAAAGGCUUCAUCCGCUCCAAAUACAGAAAGAAAAUUUACCUCCAAAUGAAGCUAUGGAAGUUGAUGAGGUUCGAGAUACUCCUGCGGCUACAAACAAUUUGCCGUCCUGCAGCAAAACUUCAUCGAGUACCUUGCCGUCAAGUAAUAUUUCAUCCGAAAGUUUACCAUCCUGUAGCAAAAGUGUUGUUACGUCGAAUAUUAGUGGACGCCGCUCUAAGCAAAUGAAAUUAUACGCUUCAAGUAACGAACUUUCCAGAGCAAAAAUUGCCGAAAUCGAAAAAAAAUUGUUAUUGAUGAUUGUCUCGGAUUUUCAACCUCUUUCGAUUGUGGAAAAUACUGGAUUUUUACAGUACACUAAAGCCUUGAAUCCGUUGUAUAGCCCUCCCAAUAGGAAAAUAUUAGCUAAUGAAAUAUUACCUAAGGCUUACAACGAAUCAGCUGUCGCUUUAAAAACCAUUUUAAAUGAAAUAAAAUAUACAGCAAUAACUACAGACAUGUGGACAUCUGAUAAUAAUAUUGGGUAUAUUACCGUAACAUGUCAUUACAUAUGGGAUAGCAUACUCUUUUCACGUGUGUUAGCGACACAAGAUGCCACGCUGAUUAUGUCAACACCCAGCCACACAAGCAAAAACUUAGCCGAAGCUAUAACAACAAUAUUAAAUGAAUGGAAUGUUUAUAACAAAACUGCGACUGUCGUUUCUGAUAAUGCCGCAAACAUUAAAUGUGCGAUAAAUGAUCACCUGAAAAUGCACCAUCAUCCCUGUGUUGCACACACGCUAAAUCUUAGUGUAAAUGAGGCGCUAAAAGACUCUGCUUUGAUGGAGCUUCUGAAAAAAUGUAAGUCAAUUGUUGGUUACUUUAAACAUAGUGUACAAGGUUCUGAAAAACUUAAAUUAACACAACAACAAAUGGGCCUUCCAAUUUUAAAAGUUAAGCAAGAUGUUGCCACUCGGUGGAAUUCUUGUCUUCAUAUGUUAAGAAGACUACUUGAAAUUAAAGAUGCUCUUUCCGUUGCCAUGGCUAGCCUUCCAAAUGCACCUGAUAUUUUGAGUGCCAAUGAAUGGAAAGUAUUAGAGGACUGCGUUCAAGUGCUAAAACCAGCAGAAGACAUGUCCACUACUUUGUCUGCUGAGAAAUAUCCAACAUUAUCUUUAGUGAUUCCAUUGUUCCAUGGAUUUGAAUAUACUAUAAAACAAACUACUCCCAGCACUGAAAUUGGAAAAUCGUUACAACUGAAGAUUUUGGAAGUUGUCACACGAAGACUUGGUGGUUAUGAAAGUAACAAAACUGUCGCCAAGUCUACGUUUUUGGACCCCAGAUUUAAAAAAAUUGGAUUUGGUUCAGAGGACAAUGCAAACAACGCUCAAAAGUGGAUUACGGAAGAACUAUCGCAAAACAUAUUAAGCAAUCAAACUAUGGCUCACAGCACAUUGGAAUCUGCUAACUCAGAAAGUCUAAAUCUGCAUGCAUCAACUGAAGGCAUAUGGGCACACUUCGAUAGUAAGGUUACGAAUAUUAAAAGCCAUUCAACGCCUGGAAGCCUAUUAAUUUUAAUGGUGAGACAGUACCUUGAAAUGCAACCACUUCCAAGAACUGAAAAUCCCUUAGAAUGGUGGCGUCGUUACAAAACAACCUUACCCGAAAUGUAUGAUCUGGCUACCAAAUAUCUUUGCAUCCCGGCAACUUCAGUUCCAUCGGAAAGGAAUUUUUCUAAAGCUGGCCAGCUCACGUGUUCGAGAAGAAAUAGACUUGGUUCCAAAAAUGUUGAUAAAAUUAUUUUUCUGAAUUCUGCUUUAUCAAGUUAA